GUAUAAAUAACCGAAAAGGUAAUGAUGCGGGUACACAGCAGAAAGCGCUAAUCAUGAAAGGUCUAAGCCGUCACUUGGUUUUCUUUUCAAUAUGUUUCAGUUUAAUUGGAGAAACGAGAUCAGGUGGCCAUGAAUGUUACGUAAAUUCCGACUGUGGCGCUAAUGCCUUUUGUAAUAAUAACGACUAUUGUGAAUGCGAGAUCGGGUUCUACGACUUUUACCCUCUUACUACAGCUCUGAGCGACGGAUGUCUGGGCAACUGUGAUGAAUUGGGAAGGACCAAUCAGUGCGAAGGAAUCACCCAGUGUAUCCUCACACCACAGGGGUACGGAGAAUGUACAUGCCCAGAGAAUACAUUUGGACCACCAAAAUGUCGUGGUGAUUGCGAAUCCAGUUUACAAUGUGGUUUUCAUGGCAACUGCGAGGGUGGCAAAUGUGUGUGUUUUUCGGAAUUUGAAGGAAAAUAUUGCGAUGUUAAAACCACCUCAAUGAAGCCUAGAAGGAACUUGUACUUGUUGCUGGGAGCCGCUGCGCUUCCCCUGAUACUCCUUGUUCCCGCAGCUUUUGCCAGCUCUGUGUCCUCGGGCUAAUACGAAAACUUGCCAGUAUCAUGCAUGUAACUGUGAAAUAAAAUAUCUAAA
Molecule: messenger RNA, 641 nt
Organism: Magallana angulata
Lineage: Eukaryota; Metazoa; Mollusca; Bivalvia; Ostreida; Ostreidae
Product: wnt inhibitory factor 1-like
Exons: 4
Coding region: 54-590 (178 amino acids)
Source: RefSeq, a predicted model, not a curated record